Messenger RNA from Stylonychia lemnae, 2436 nucleotides. The record is from the annotation of a GenBank genome assembly. NCBI's taxonomy places the organism in Eukaryota, Ciliophora, Spirotrichea, Sporadotrichida, Oxytrichidae.
AUGAAAUCGGCAUUUAAUAUGCCCCCUAAAAGCAAAUUCAGGCCUCCUCGAAGUCCUUAACUAGAACUUACUCUAGAUUUAUAGAAAAGUCGUCACAAUAGGAGCUAACUUGAAAACUAGAGUGUCUAUCCUUUAGGAGUAUAAGAUGAAUUUCAGCAAAUAACUGGAAAGGAGCCUCAACUUAAAUUCAUAAUAGGUGGUAUACUAAAUUAGUUUAAAAGUUUUAGCAAAGACUAGGAUAGUUAAAUGCCAAGAAUAAGCAUUUAAACACACCAAGUUAAUCUGAAAGCUGAAUAACAGGAAACUUAUCGUUCUGCAGUCAAAAGAAAUACUUAAGAUUUUGACUCUAUCACUGAAAAUGAUAUUUCAUUCACUAAUCGGCAUAAAAGUGAUAAUAUCAAAGUCUCAGAUAAUGUUGACUUUGCUUUAGCAGCAAUAUCUAUAGAAGAUUAGAAUGCUAAACAACUUAAUUAGGAAAUUUUUAAAUCAGGCUAGGAUUAAAGAGAAUAAAUUCAGAUUUAUAAUAAUUCUAAGCUCACCAACAACAACCUAGAGGUAGGCGAUUGUGACUUCAAAAAGCUGCCGUAAAUCUCUUGUGUAUCACCUUACAAGCAAGUAAAUCUCGUUGAUUUCCCAAAUAAUCUGAGCAAGCAGAAAUAGUAGCAACGAGAGAAAUCGUUUGAUCUUGGUUCAUAAAAUCUCAGAAGGAAAUAGAUGGAAUUCAAUACUUAAAUUGACAACAUGAGGUAAAGGAAAUACUCAAGCAAGAAACAAAAGCUAAUUUCAAAUUAGUACCUCGGAGACAUUGAGAGAUCUGUUAAGAUUCAUGUGGAUCAUACUGAAAAUAACUUGAGAUUUACUAGCUAAAAUGAUCUGCAAAACAUAUCAUACAAUCAAAAGUUUUAUUAAAAGUCUAGAAUAUAUGCAAAUGAUCAAGAUUCAAUGUAGGGAUCUAGGCCCUAGUCUACUAGAAAGGCAUUUAAAGAUAGAGGAAAUAUAGAUUACUAAACUCUAAGCUUGAAAUAAUCUAGAAUUCAAUCAGCGCAAAUGUCAAAUGAAGAUGCCAUUAAUUCAAGUGCUCUGAAUAUCCCCAUUAACAAUAGGAUAAAUAAUCACUAUAUGCAAGAAAGCUAUUAGACUUUUAUAAAGAGCUAAACUUAAUUCUACAAUGAUGGUGCUCAAAGGGAAUAAUUCAGGAUUGGAGUAGAUUCUAAAGUUAUGAGAUAUGUAAAUAGGUAAGGAGUGCCAGAGGAAGCAAAAUAUUAAGGAAGUUAGAAUGAUUAAGAAUAUGAUUAGCAUAUGCAUACUUUUCUGAGAAAUGAAUUUGAUAGAAAAAGCUAAAUGAAUAUUAACGAAAAUGACAGUGAAGAAGAGUAAAAUUUCAAUUAAGAUGGGAAAUUAAAGCCAAGAAUAAAGAAACUCUUAAUAGAAUUCCAGUAGAACAGAAAUUUCUCCUCAUAACUGUCAAAUGAAGAGUUCGAUGAAAUUUAGCAAAUACUGGCUUAAAAACGAAAUCUUUUAACAAAUAACUGCAGAGUAAAAGCAGGUCGACUUAAAAUGCAGGCAGAAAAUAAAAUAGGAUUUUGUAGCAGAAAAGUAAGAUCGUUUUAGCUAAGACACUGUGUUAUCAAAGGACCUCUUUUCAAAUUCUACUAAGAUAUUUUUAACACUAAAUUAGAUGGGAUUUUAGACUUCGAUUUACUGACGAUUGAUUUAGCCUAAGACCCUGAAAAUUUGUGUUUCAAGUUUAUAAUUUACGGUACUUCAAAGAGCUUCCUAUUUUAAGCUUACAAUAAAGAAGACUACCAGGAAUGGACUGAAGCAAUAGCAGAAAAUUUGAGUAAAAGCAUUGGAAAAUAUCAACAAUAGUUUUAAAUUGUGAGAUAUCCUAAGUUUUGGAAAAAUGAAAGAAUUUCUGAUAAUUAGUUUUAGUAUAACGUUGAUAGUGGGGACAUAAUGCUGUUUAAAGGCAAAAGCUUCACUUCAAAGUUUAACUAGUUCUUGUAAAAUAGUGAAUAUGGUAAUAACUAUACUUAAUAUUAAUUCUUUAUAGAUCAUGUAGCUUUAUUGCUUAGGUAUAGUAGCGGGAAUGUGGUACUAUUUGAGGCAACAGGAGAAACUGGAGUUAUCUUAACUGACUGGAACGAGUUUCUUCUGAAUAAUUGGAUUUCUCAAUAUCAUAAAAUUGUCUAUAGAAAACUAAAUUGGGAUAGACCAGCUGAUAUCUUAAUUAGACUUGAAAAUUUUAUAAGAGUAAUAUAAAUUUAAUCUUCACCAAUUUAACUGUUUAGACUGCUUUGGGAAAGAAAUACAAGAUAAAAACAUCUUAGCUUUGCUGCAAUAGAUUCAAGGUUCAAAAUGAGAAAUCUGGAGAACAAGAAACUUACUUCUGCUCUGAAUUAGUAGCUGCAGCUUAUUAGUAGAUGGGUCUUUUGA